Molecule: messenger RNA, 1353 nt
Organism: Cyprinodon variegatus (sheepshead minnow)
Lineage: Eukaryota; Metazoa; Chordata; Actinopteri; Cyprinodontiformes; Cyprinodontidae
Product: EF-hand calcium-binding domain-containing protein 4A-like
Exons: 5
Molecular function (GO): calcium ion binding
Source: RefSeq, a predicted model, not a curated record
UUUUUUAAAAUCCGGUCCAGAUGCUCCAGAUGGACUAAUUGCUGCAGCUGAUUAGAACCUGCAAGCAGCAGGAAAUAAUGAGGCUGUUCUGAUCUGAUUGAACAGGAAAACAAGCUGCAGCCACCAUGACUCGCUCCCUGGAGCUUUUUAAGAGUCAAAUCUGCUGUAAUUGUGGCAGUUUAGACAAUGCAAACUACUGCAAAUGUUUAAUUUGCAUCUCCUCUGGCUUUGCUCUCCGCCCUUCAGGAACACAUAAUUCCUCUCAUAUGACACCAUCCUGUAUUUGAUCUCAUGCACAUCCUGCUGCACUUUCCCACAACAGCUGCUUGGUCCCUGCUAAGCCAUAAAUGAUGGUGACAAACCUGGGACUGAUUUGGCAAUAAAUGUAAAGGGAUUAUUCCCUAAAGUGAUAAAAGAUAGGACUGUAAUAAAGAGCAGUGUGGAGAACAGCCUUGGAGCUAGCUUAGCAUCAGGUGUUGCUUCAUGCUGCACUCUGUGUUUAACCAGGGAGCAGCGCCAAAACAGCCAUUAGUGUCAGUUGAUCAGAAACGUGUGGUUUUAUGGACAGACGGGAUGUAAUGAUGGAGCGUUUUCUCUGUAGGAAUGUCUCUGUGGCUGAACGAUGGAGAGGUGCUGGUGGGCCAAGGCAGCGGCGAGGCGGUCCCAUUGAGUCCCAGACUGCGGAGCCUCCCCUCUGGCAGUCCCAGGCCGGCUCAGAGACGCAGUCCUCUGGCUUCACCGUCCGCCAUGCAGCUGAGCCCGCAGGCGGAGACCCUGGGGAAGGCCAGAGAGCUGUUUGUCCUGUGUGACAAAGAAGGAAAGGGGUUCAUCACAAAGCGAGACAUGCAGAGGCUUGAGGGCGAGCUGCCGCUGUCCCCCGAACAGCUGGAGACGGUGUUUGAAAGUUUGGACCGAGAGAACAACGGAUUCCUCACUCCUGCUGAGUUUAAAGCAGGACUUGGUGAGCGAGCCGAUAGCAAACCAAGAAAACUCUUUUUUAUUGGCUCCCCAGACCGAGCGGAGGCCGAACAGGAAGCAGACUGGUCCCGGGACCCGAACGCCGUCCGAUUCGUUAACAUCCUGAUGGAACUCGGCGCGGACAAGAUCUUCAAGGACCAGCAGGAGCUUUUCUCGCUGUGGAAUGAUCUCCAGAGAGACAGCCCUGAGCUGCUGAACGCCAUGGAGGCUCUUUUGGUCCAUGCCGUGUCCCACCUGCAGGACGCCAUCAGAGAAAGAGACACCCUGGAACAAGCUCUACGCAGAAGGGAGAGUGAACACGACCAGGUGGUCCGAUCCAUUUAUGAGGAGAUGGAGAGCCAGAUCAGAGAGGAGAAAGAGAAAUGGGUUGCUCAG